AUGGCUCCCCAGGGGAUGGCUGCGGGCGGGAGCAGGGCAGCCGAAGCGGCGGCAGAGCUCCCAGAGGCUACAGCGGCUGCGCCGUCGCCGUGGCCGAUGCGGCGUGCCAGGCAGGGCGCUGCCCGUGGGGCGGCGGCUGGGCGCCUGGCGGCGGCGCUGCGGCGCGUGCUCGACCUCGAGGCGCUCGUGGAGGGCUUGCAAGCCGACCUGCGCCACGCGGUCGCGGCGGGCGAGGCCGCGGCCCUGGCUGCCUCCUGCGCCGCCUCUGCCCCCGCGAGCGGCGGGGCCGCCGCCAAUGGCGUGGGGGCCGCAGGCGGUUCUCCCGAGCCGAAAGCCGUGGCGGCUGAGCUCGUGCAGCGCCUGGCGCUCGUCGCGCCCGCGCUGGAGGCGGACAUCGCAGGCACGGACGCGAGCGCCAUGGAGGUGGGCAGGCGCAAUGUGGUCGUCUCCCACCACCCCGCGCUCCCCGCCGCGGACGUGCGGGCGAUGCCGCAACGGGAGCUCAACCGAGUUCAGCGUGAAGCGAGGGUGCCUGCGGCGCCUCGCGGGCAGGCGAGCCCCCUCCCGGCGCUGUCGCCGCCACCGGUGAUGAGCGGGGCGCGCUGGUGGGCGUGGGAGGCCGAGACGCUCGGCAGGAGCGACACCAUCCUGGAGUCCGAUGCCGUCCCUGCUGGUCCACAUGGCGGGGCUGUGCAGGACGUAGGGGAGGGUGGACACCUUGCUCCUGGAGAUGCUGGAUGGGAGUCUGGCGGCGUGAGCGUGGAGAGCGGCAUCGGCGACGAGGACGACCUGCCCUUCUUCGAUCCUGAGUGCGACGUCUCGGGAGGCGCCUGCGACGACUUCGAGGAUGUGCUGGAGUGCGAGGGGAAGGUCUUGGCGGUCGGCAUGCUGCUGCGGAUGCGCUGGAGGCUGAGGCGGAAGAUCACGACGAUCUUCACGGUGCCCCUCGUGGGGGGCAUGUUGGGGCUCGUGCUCGCCGUGUCGACGAGGGCCGAGCUCGAGAUGGUCAUCGUGCACAGGGGUGGCACGGUCAAGGAGCUGCAGACCGACGCCGUGCCCGACGCGGAGUGCCUGGCGCAGUCCGCCGCCCUGCUGGGGGACGACGCGCAUGCUGGGGGGCAGCCCGUCGUCUCGCCUGCCCGCCGUCUCGUGGUCCUCCGUGGGCACGUGGAGGUGGCCACGCGCGUGGACGUGAGCAGGAGGCUGGCUGCCGCCAGGUGCAUCCAGUGGCACUGGCGGGACUGGCGCGCCUCUGGGGCCUGCCUGAGGUACACACUGGCCUGCAUUGCUCAGCUCAAGGCGGAGCUCCAGCAGUCUCGCCUCAAGAAGGUCAAGCGCGGCAGGUAG
Molecule: messenger RNA, 1347 nt
Organism: Prorocentrum cordatum
Lineage: Eukaryota; Dinophyceae; Prorocentrales; Prorocentraceae
Source: the annotation of a GenBank genome assembly